AUGGUCGCGCUCGGCAAGAAUGCCACACCCACGCGCCGCACCGGCAAUGGCAGGGAGGUAGAAGGCUCUGUAGCCCUUAAGCCGCACCGACUGGCCCUCACCCAGGAGUGUCUCCUGCAGGAGGACGACAUCGAAGCCGCCGGUGCCGAGCGCAGCCCGCAGGAGGUGGACCUUACUCCACACGCCACAGACGUUCCACUGGAGGAUGCUCAGCGGCCGCCCCUCGCGGACGCCGCCGGGGUGGACACGGGGGCCGUCGCGAGGGUGGGCGCAGGGCCGCGGCGCCUCUGCUCCACCUUCCGCUUGGGCUGCGGGAUGCGGGAGCGCGGCGGGACUGUGCGCACCGGGACGUGCGACCGUGGUGGGGAGCGGCCGAUGGCGAAGCACUCCUCUGCUGUCCCUGGCUCUGACCCCGGCCCCGCUGUUCCUACCCCUGCUGCCUCUGAGUCUGUCCUCGGCGACGGCUCUCUCCUCGCUGACUCUGACUCCUGCCCUGGCAGCCCCGCUGACUCUGACUCUCGCCCUGACGGCCCCGCUGACUCUGACUCCGACUCUACCGGCCCUCCCCCUGCUGACUCUAACUCUAGCCCCGGCUGCUCCGCUGCUCCUCACUCCGCCUCCGGCCGUGAUGUCCAGCAUAAGCGUGCCCGCUGCUCCUCCUCCUCGUCCGCUGCCUCCUCGAUUGAGGACUUGCCUCCUGAUGAGCCCGCCGCCCCCUCUGCUUCUCGGGCGUGUAAAUCGCGGAGAGUUCAUGAUCGAAUGGAGGACUCUGAGUCGGGGUUGAGCUUGACAUCUUCAUCUGAGUCAGAGAUUGUCGUAGAUGUCCUCGACGGGGUGAGUGCUCCUUCACCCACCGCGCCCCCCAUCAACGACCCUGCGGGUGAUGACGGUUGGCAAACGGUGGGCCCCAAGCGACAGCGUCGCUCCUUACCGGCUGAUUCUGCCUUGUCCGCCGGCGCUUCUACCUCGCUGCCCCCUCGGCACCCCUCUCGCCCCCAGUCACCUCUGCCCCCGCCACCUCGGACUAUGAACGCCCCUGCCGCUGCUCAACCCGCUUCGCUGCCGAAGCUGCUCAUUCCGGCGACUGUUGGCUUCGAAACAACCCUCGACCUCGCCGAAGCACUGGAGCAACAGCAGGGCGAACGCCUCUCGCUCAAGUUCCUGGAGUCGGGGUGUGUGUUGAUCACCCCUGCAGACAGUGCCCAGCACGACACCCUGCUCCCGGUGAGGGAGGUAUCCGGCGUACCUGUGCAGCUGAGGGUGGCCCCCGGGGCGAACACCAAGGGCGUGCUGCUGGCAUACCCUGUUGCCAUGCCCCUCAAGCCACUGUUGCGCCAUCCACGCGUGUUGGAAGCAGUGCGCUGCACUACCCGAGACGGGCCGACGCGCCAGGUAUUCGUCACUGUCGCGGGGCCGCUGCCGGGCUCGUUGGACCUGGGGAGCUGGAGGACCUUCUACACGCGCCCCUACAGCAAGGAGCCCCUCAGGUGCUACAAUUGCCAGCAGUUCGGCCACCACCGGGCCAGGUGCAGCCGUCCCCCGGUCUGCGGCAUAUGCUCUGCCAGUCACGACACGGAGCGGUGCCUGUCAAAGUACAAGACUGGCCAGACCAUCACCAGCAGAUGCCCGAAUUGCCAGGGCGAACACCAUGCCUGGAAUCGGGCCUGCGCCAACAGGCGAGAGCUGGUCGAGAAACAGCGCACUGUCCAACAGCGCUGGGCUGCCCACCAGCCAUCUCUUACACCCCCUUCACCAGCUCCGUACGAGGAGAGCUUCCCUCCCCUUACCCCACGCCAUCUGCCACCGCCUCCACCGGCCCAGCUCACCUCUCCCCAAGCGCCCAACGCCAGCCGCAAGCCACGCCCCCUCACUACAGCAGCUCCCACUGCCGCCCCUCCCGGCUGUCUCCUCAUCACAAGGGAGAUGAUGGUGGGACUCUUGGAAGGCUUCGGGCGGAUUAUCGCAACGGCACUCAAGUCGGACGUCGAGCCGAGAGUGUUUUCGGACGCAGCGCAGCAGGUGGUGGGAAAUCUCUUCCCGGAAACGCCGGCCCAGCAAGCUGCCGUCCCUCCUGUGCAGGCUCCUUCCCUCGGCGGGCCAUCAUCAACCCCACCUACACCGACCCCUCGUGCUCUGAAAACUCCCCUUCCACCUCCUCCUGCCCCCGUGCCCGCGAGCAGCUCCGCCCUCCUCCCAACCCCUCCGGCCGUUGCACCCAGCCAGCACCAUCCGUUGGUAGCUCCGCCCCCGGCUCCCACCUCCCUGAACGAGGGCGGGCUACCGACCCGGCCAGGGAUGGCCCGAAUCCCCUCCGUUCCGCUCCCCUCCCUCCGACUAUCAGGGCUGGACCCCAUCUAA
Eriocheir sinensis (Chinese mitten crab) is the source of this 2358-nucleotide messenger RNA. Its product is annotated as caskin-1-like. The record is from RefSeq and is a predicted model, not a curated record. Lineage: Eukaryota; Metazoa; Arthropoda; Malacostraca; Decapoda; Varunidae. The transcript is spliced from 5 exons. Bases 1 to 2358 code for a protein of 785 amino acids.